CUCUCAAGUCGGCUUCCUCCUUCUUUGCCAAGAAAAGCAACUCUGGUCCGGUGGAGGAUCUGGAACCCCCGUGGCAAGAACGAUCUCCGACGGCCCGGAAGCAGCGAUCUAUCGGCGGCAGCGACGGGCUUGGCGUCGGCCUCUGCCGCUGGACCGAAGGCAUGGUCCGCUUCCUUCCGCCUCAUGAGGCAAAUGGGAUGGGACGAAGGCGAGGCCUUGGCAAAGACGAAGAAGGCAUUAAGGACAGAAGCAUCGAAGGGAGAUGAUGCUGAUCAAAUUAAGUCUAGACAAGAUGCACUGGAGCAUGAUGUGGUCAAUGAAGAUACACAAAAAAGGAGAGAGGGGGAAGAUUGUGAAAGCAUACUCGGAAGACCUUCAAGGAAUUCUUGUAGAAGGCAGCAAGACAUUCCAUGGGUGAUGGUAGGAUGGUCAAAGUUUCCUCACAAGAACUGUAUUCCUGUAGCAGCAGAUUACUGUUAUGCGGACGUGGUGCAUCAGCAGCUCAAUCCCAGACUAGAAACUAUCUGGUACGCUGCAUUAGAUUGCAUGGUAAAGUAGAACUUAUCCGAGUACAAAAUUGUGGUAAAGCUGUGAGUUUUAAUCGAUUCGUUAUGGUUUUGUAAUCGGUGUGGAUCUUUUGUUUCCCAAAUAUUAAAUUGAUAAUUGUAUUAUGGUCUUCCUUUGAGACA
Molecule: messenger RNA, 689 nt
Organism: Musa acuminata AAA Group (dessert banana)
Lineage: Eukaryota; Viridiplantae; Streptophyta; Magnoliopsida; Zingiberales; Musaceae
Exons: 6
Coding region: 184-558 (124 amino acids)
Source: RefSeq, a predicted model, not a curated record